AUGCUGACAGAGUACCAGCAAUCUGGUAUUUUGGGCCAUAUGGAGCAAGUAAUCACAAGGAGAAUGGAGGGAAUUAAUUUCAUAGGAUUGUGUUUCAAGGUACUAUAUGUGCAGCUGGUGGGAGAGGGAUUCAUAUAUACUUAUGAAUCUCUAGAGCAUAAUCCAGAGGUGAGGAACUGGAUUUGGUCAGUCCUUCUCUCUACCAAUAACUUGGGCCAACUUUCUUCCUCAUUAUUAUUAAGCCACAGCAUGUUUAAAUGAAACACAUUGUGCAUUUUUUAAAUAAAAAAACCCCUGCCUCCCCUCCACACACCCCUUUCUUCUGUUGUUUUCGUUUUGUCUGCUUUUAGAUUGUAAGCCCCCUUGGGAUAGGGAUGUGUCCAACCUGUUAUUCGUAAAGUGCCAUGAAUGAACAAAUGAAAAUACUGUGUCUUUUCAGGUAUAUCUUGAAAGACUUUUAACUUACGCGGAGAUAGAUAUAUGUCCAGCAAACUGGAAGCGAAUUGUGCUGGGUGCAAUUCUACUGGCAUCAAAAGUUUGGGAUGACCAGGCCGUGUGGAAUGUGGACUACUGUCAGAUUCUGAAAGAUAUCACCGUUGAGGACAUGUGAGUUCACUGUUAUAUCUGUUGUCCCUAUGAUGUACAAUAGAACUGACCAUUAUUUUUCCUUUUUUUAAAAAAAAAAAAGUUGUUUAAAUUUAUUAUGAUGAUCUAUCUUGCAUUGCACACCACUUUGGGAGCUAUUUGGUAGAGAAAUAAACACAACAGAUAAAUAAACAAGGUUGGAGCUAGACUAAAUUAGUUGAGAUUAGGUGCCAUUUAAAUCAAUGGGAGGUUAGCCAUAACUUAAGUCCCACUGAUUUUUCAAAGAGAAGUAAGUUCAACUAAUUUAACUUGGAUUCAACCCGGUUAGAUGGGUCUUCUGUCUUAACUAUUGGCAUUCUCACAAUGGCUAAUAGAACUACCACUCCGUAAAGGUAAAGGUAAAGGUAAAGGUAAAGGGACCCCUGACCAUUAGGUCCAGUCGUGACUCUGGGGUUGCGGCGCUCAUCUCGCUUUAUUGGCCAAGGGAGCCGGCGUACAGCUUCUGGGUCAUGUGGCCAGCAUGAGUAAGCCACUUCUGGUGAACCAGGGCAGCGCACGGAAACGCCGUUUACCUUCCUGCUGGAGUGGUACCUAUUUAUCUACUUACACUUUGAUGUUCUUUCGAACUGCUAGGUUGGCAGGAGCAGGGACCAAGCAACGGGAGCACACCCUGUUGCGGCGGUUCAAAUCCCUGCGAUGGGGUGAGCUCCCAUUGCUGUAUAGGAACUGGUAUUUGGAAGCACACUACCUUGGACAGUAGUUGGCUGGUAGUCAUUGAUAGUCUUAUUCUAGUUAUGCUUCGCUGCAGGCUUGAAUGAUGGCAGUCCAACACAUUGCAGAGUGGUUUCCUUUAUGGUCUGCUUAUGUGGGUGCAGACCACGCUUGAUGUACCUUGGUGUACCUAAACAGAAAUCAAGCAGAAUUCUAAAAUCUUUGCAACUUUCAAGAAGACGUGGGUUAGUUUUACAGAGUAAGGAGCAAGGGAAGCUUUAGUCAAACGCAUGAAAGAGGAAGAGAGCAGAGGAGGCAAGUGAAGGAGCGGCUUUCAGACUUCAUCAAAGUAGGAUGGUUCCUUGGCUUACACUCCCUUUGCCUCAGGGUGUUCUGGUUAUACCUCUUCUUCCAUUGUGAAGCAUUGGAGUUUCCUACACAGGUACAUCAAAAAUGGGGAAAGUCGAUCUGAGCUUGUUUAUAUUUAUGUGUGUUAGCUUGAGGAACAGAUGCUGCUUUGGAAUGAAAUUCAACAGUAUACAAAAAGCCCUAUUUAAAAGCUCAUAAAACAAAGAGAAUUUGAUUCCCCUACAGAUUAUAUUGUGUAGUCCUGUUACAGUCCAAAAUUCCUUAUACAAGUCAAAAUGUGCUGGAACUUGUCUGACCAAGCAAAUCACAAGCAACUGAAGCACAUGACUGAUCUAAUACACUUUUUUUUUUUUUUUUUUUUGUAUUGACGACUGAGCAUCUGCUGUUAAAUUUCAUACUUGGCCAUUGCUGGGAAGUGAGCCACAAGCAUGCAAUGGAAAUGAAUGCUUGAUAGUCCAUUAACAAACAUGAGAUAAAAGCUUACGUAUGACAACCUUUUGUUGAACCUGAACAUUUGGGUGGGUGGGGAGGAGAAACUGUCCCCAAACUGCCUGGGCUGAAGAUAGCUCAGGUUCCCACAAGAUGUCUGUGACAAGCUUAAAAUACGUUUUCUUUCUCUGGCGUCAGCCUGUUAUAAGACAAAGUAAAUUAUUGUCCUUCGGGUCAAGAGUUUAAAACGUGUCUUGCUAUUUAUUUUGCAGGAAUGAGUUGGAACGCCAGUUUCUUGAGUUGUUGCAGUUCAACAUUAAUGUUCCCUCCAGUGUUUAUGCCAAGUAUUAUUUUGAUUUGCGAUCCCUGGCAGAAGCAAACAACCUGAGCUUUCCAUUGGAGCCGCUCAGCAGGGACAGGGCAUAUAAACUUGAGGUGAGAACCUUGAUCUCCUCCCAUCACAAACACCUUAUGGAUGUGGCAAGCUGACCCUUUAUUUUGCACUCUCUGAAAAAUUUCAAACAAAAUGUAAGCCCACUAGAAAAACUUGAGUGUAGGCUUUAAAAAGUGUGUGUGUGUGUGUGUGUGUGUGUGUGUGUGUGUAUACACACAAUAAACAGCAAUCAAUUUACAACAGUGUCAUACUGUACAAUAGCAAGAUAAAUGAAAAAGCAAAGUUGGGAUGUCACAGGAGAGAGAGAGAGGGAGAGAGGGAGAGAGGGAGGGAGGGAGGGAUCAUUGCCAUUGCUAACCACCAGAGCCAGCAUGGUGUAGUGGUUAAGAGCGGUAGUCUCGUAAUCUGGGGAACCUGGUUUGUGUCUCCGCUCCUCCACAUGCAGCUGCUGGGUGACCUUGGGCUAGUCACACUUCUUUGAAGUCUCUCAGCCUCACUCACCUCACAGAGUGUUUGUUGUGGGGGAGGAAGGGAAAGGAGAAUGUUAGCCACUUUGAGACUCCUUCGGGUAGUGAUAAAACGGGAUAUCAAUUCCAAACUCCUCCUCCUAUCUGGAUGGGCUACAAAAUUGGAGUAAUGGAACAGGAAGGGGGUUAGUGAGCACCUGGGUGGGCUGCAUGGCAGACAGGCUGUUUUUGGCUUGCUAGGGUCUCAACUUCGCCAGGCUUGGAUUACAAAGAAAGAUGGAAGGGCCAUAGCUUAGGUGGCAGAGCAUGGGCUUGCAAGCAGAAGGCCCCAAAGUAAAGCCAUGGCCUCUCCAGUUUUUUGGGGAAAGCAAAGCUCAGGUCUAGCUCCUGGUAUUUCUAGUUAAAAGGGUCAGGUAGGACGCAGAGGAUGGGAAAGACUUUCCUCCUCCUGAAGCCUUAGAGAGCUACUGCCAGUCAGAGCAGUCUGUACUAGGUUAUUUCACGUGUCUGACCUUUCUCCCUUGCCCAUCUCCCUACAGGCCAUCUCCCGCUUGUGUGAAGACAAGUAUAAGGACUUCAGGAAAUCAGCAAAGAAACGGUCAGUCAGUUCGGACAAUCUGACUGUAGUUAGGUGGUCACCUGCGAUUAUCUCCUAA
Messenger RNA from Podarcis lilfordi (Lilford's wall lizard), 3611 nucleotides. NCBI's taxonomy places the organism in Eukaryota, Metazoa, Chordata, Lepidosauria, Squamata, Lacertidae. The record is from the annotation of a GenBank genome assembly.